Molecule: messenger RNA, 1657 nt
Organism: Glycine soja
Lineage: Eukaryota; Viridiplantae; Streptophyta; Magnoliopsida; Fabales; Fabaceae
Exons: 4
Coding region: 287-1363 (358 amino acids)
Source: RefSeq, a predicted model, not a curated record
GGAGAAUACUUAGCAAACAUGCUUAUAGCAAUAGAAGAUGCCACCAGUUCAUCAUCACCUACUAUCCUAGAGGGUUGCUAUUGUCUUUGUCGGCUUAAUCAUUUUCUUUUAAUUUGUUUAAUAUUUGAUCAUUGGAUUCACUUCUUCAACAAGAAAUGUCAUUUUAGUAAGUUUGGCUGGACCAGGUUUUCAAUUAGAUUGGAUUCUGGCUGUUUAUGGGUAUUUGUUGGUCCAAUUUUGCUAGGGGAAGAAAUCGAAGUAGUGAAGACUAAAGACAAAUAUUGCUAUGGGAACAAACGGCAAGGAGGGAGGAUCUGGGGUAACAUAUCAAGAAAUGGUGGAAGAUGAAGCCAAGGACAUUAAGAAUGUUCCUUUAGGACCUAUACACAAACUAAUAGCAGAGAACACCAAGUCAAACAGUUUGGUUAUAAAGAAACCACAUGUGGUGAUUCCUCCUCAUAUCAUAGCAGAAGCCAUAUCAACGAUCCGUGAUAUUGACAUUAGAUGGUCAGGUCCAAUAACACAGAAAGAAAUGGAAUAUGUUGAACAGUAUGUCUUGGCAAAGUACCCUGAAUAUGCCGGCCUAAUUGAAGGGGAUGGGAAUGGUAUAGACAUGUCUAGCUUUAUUAUCAAUGAGGAGCCUUCAGAACCCUUAUCAGAUGACAGGAAGAAAUCGCCAAGAGGGACCUUUAGAGAACCUUUGUUUGGCAGUAAUCUCCCUGAAAUGGAUAAGACUCAAUUGGAGCCAUCAAGACUACUAGAUAUUCUCAACAAAAAGUCCUCCUUUCCAGGAAGUUUCAUCUCAAUCCCUGAAAUCCAAGCCCAAAACAAGGUUUUGAAGCAUUGUGGGUUGCCUGAUGAUGAAUAUCUGGUUCUCUUCACUCCAAGCUACAAGGAUGCAAUGAUGUUGGUGGGGGAAAGCUACCCUUUCGUUAAGGGAAACUACUACAUGACAAUUCUUGGUGAAGAGAAAGACUAUAUCAGGGAAUUUGCUUCUUUUAAGGAGUCCAAGGUGAUUCUGGCACCCAAGACUUGGCUGGAUUUGAGGAUAAGAGGGUCUCAGCUUAGCCAAAAUUUUAGGAGAAAGUGUAAGGUCAGCCUGAAAGGUUUAUUUGCUUAUGAAGCAGACGUGAACGGGACAAAUCAUUGGGUCUCAGAGGCUCAUAGGAACUACUGGCAUGUUCUGCUUGAUGCUUCUGCAUUGGUGCUGGGAAAGGACAGGCUACAUCUUGGUCUUCACAGGCCUGACUUCUUAGUCUGUUGUCUUCAUAGCACUCACUCCAAUCCUUCAAGAAUCACUUGCCUCUUGGUGAGAACGAAAUCUUUUGGCACCUCCACUGCUUCUUCUCAGGUCAAUGGCUGAGUGAGAAUGAAUACAUGUCUGAUACUCAGACAAAAUUUGAACUGCAAUGUCUUAACCUGUAUCAUGAACUCUCAGUUUAACAGUGAAAUAUCCUGGCGUACUUUGUAGAUUGAAUAAAACUUUUAACACAAUCAUAGAAAAAACCACUUAUUACUGGUUUAGAUGUAAUAUCGGUAUAUGUACUCGGGAUUCCUGAUCAUUUGGGUGGUUUACAUUUACCAGUUGUUGAUACUGUCAUCCAUGCUUGGUUUUUGUGGCUAAACGAUUUCUCCAUCACAGUUAAUCUGUUUUAAA